Westerdykella ornata is the source of this 1977-nucleotide messenger RNA. RefSeq lists its product as uncharacterized. The record is from RefSeq and is a predicted model, not a curated record. The transcript has 2 exons. Bases 117 to 1910 code for a protein of 597 amino acids. NCBI's taxonomy places the organism in Eukaryota, Fungi, Ascomycota, Dothideomycetes, Pleosporales, Sporormiaceae. Gene Ontology annotation, molecular function: protein binding.
UCUUCCAACCCCGGCUCUGCCCCAGCUUCAUAUAUACACGGGUCACGUACACGCUGCGUCCCAGGCUGGAGCCCACCACCAAUUUCUCUUCGCAUCACAACCCCCAUCGACCCAUCAUGGACUCUUCUCUAGGUAAUGGUGCAAUGGAAAUGCCAUCAGCGUCUCACGAGCUGCGUCCAGAGCCGCGCCCGACGCCCUCGCUGCUCCCCGCCUUCGAGCCUCUCUCAUCGUCACCCUUCCCGCGUCCACAGUCCGGGAAGCGAAAAUUCGAAGAGGCCUCCCCUUCCUACUCAAAGCAACCGCUCAAGUACUAUCCUACUCCCGUACCUACUUCUUCAACAGGUAUCCUGCCGUCAUCGUCGCCCCGCAAUGAGCGUCCUACCCUGGGCCGCACCAUCUCGACGCUGACCGAGCGUGUUCCCCUCGGCACCAUCCCCAAACUCCAGCUCCCCGAGGACGGAGAGGUCAUGCGUCUGGGCAGGUCCUCCAACUCGUCCAACUACCAACUCUCUGCCAAUCGCCUAAUAUCGCGUGUCCACGUCCAGGCCGCGUAUCACCCUCCGAGCGCGUCGUACCCUCAGGGUCAUGUCGAGGUCGAAUGCCUGGGCUGGAAUGGAGCAAAGGUACACUGUGGAGGCCGCAUAUUCGAGCUGAGCAAAGGAGACACCUAUGUCUCGGAGAAUCCGGGCAUGGAUAUCAUGCUGGACGUGCAGAGCACUCGCGUCAUGAUUGUAUGGCCCCGCGUCGCGUCUGCCAGCAAGAAUUCCUGGGAUUCCGAAGAAGACGAAGAGGAAGAGGAGGCGCUGGCCACGCCAACUCGACGGACUGGGUACGAUCAUCUGCCCUCGAGUCCUCCUCUCAUUCCUCGGUCCCCGGUUUCUCAGAGCCCCAUUCGUCAACCCGAUAUUGGUCGUCCCCAGGUUGGCAAUUCGCCGGCACCUUACAAGAUAUACGAGGACUCUGAUGAUGGCGAGGCCGUGCUCAAGGGCGCCUCCCAAGACCCUGCUGCCGAACAGACUACCUUCGUUCGUCCUGCCCUUUCCCAGUCCGAUUCCAAGCCGCAGGCCCUCCAGGCUAGCCUCCUCUCCUCCCUCGCGUCAGACGACUACUCUGACGGCGACGAGGAAAACGAUCCAGUCGUCCACUCAUUCGGUCCUUUUGGCCAGAAUAUCCUCUCCCGCCUGGAUUCCUUCUCAACGGACAACCGUACUCCCCGGCGUAUUGCCUCCCCAACCCGUCCCCGCCGCUCCACGGUCGCCUCGCCGUCCCCCAAGCGGCCCAGCUCAGACAACAUUCGCUUCAAGGAGUCACCGGUGAAGAACCACGUCAUCAAUCAGCUCGCCUUCUCCCGCGUACACUCCCUACCUUUAUCAACCAUCCACAGUAAUCUUCCUGGCGAGCUGAAGGCCGCCAUCUCGCCUUCCAAGUCCUCCACAGGCGCAGACAGCAAUGAUCCCACCACGCCUACCCGACUGCCACAACUCACCAAGGAGGACCUCAAGAAGAUCAUGGACGACAUCCCCUGCGUGGGCGAGAUUCCUCGUUCCGGAAAGGACGCCGCUGGCAAGCCGCUGGAGAAUGAAUUCUACUAUGUCCCGGAAAUGGAUACGAAUGAAAUCAGGCGUGAGACGGUGACGAAUGGCAUGAGGGGAAGUGGAUUGAGGGCUGUGAGGAACUCCGUGUGCAGCAAUAUUACUGGAAGAGGCCGCGUGUUUGAGAGCAUGCAGAGGCAAUCUCCUCCGCUUCGAUCGGUUGCUUGCGAAAUGGACUCUCCGACCAUGCCGACGCCUUUGCUGCUUUGUCGUCACUCCUCCAACAAGACAAACGCAUAUAUAUUGACGCCGCAAGGUGAUUCCUGCAUCGAUUGCCCCAACCCCGUCUCGACUACUUCCCUACUCGUUAAAGCAUAGCGUGGCGUUUUUUCUACUCUUCGUUUCCCCUUUUUGCUUUUCCCCCUCUUCGCGUAUUCAUUCCCUG